AUGUCGGUUACCGACUGCUACUUUGCCGCUUCAGAGGCAUGUCGUGCAUUUCUGGCGGGCGCAAAAAAUCUUCGUUAUUGUGGCGAAAAUGAAACCAUCUUCGCCGGCAUAAUGAAGGAGCGGGCGAAGAGUACACUUGUGUUGGCAGUGAUGGAUGACGACGAGAGUGGAAAGGCCCUGUCGAGGGCGCUUUUUUCCCAUUUUGCCGUGAACUUUAUGGCCCCAAGAGGCUCCUACACAAGGUUCAACGUGUCUUUCAUUGAUGAGGCCGCUGGUGACAUAUUAAACUACCGCUGCGAGCGUCUAAGCGAUAUUGAGGCGAUCGUCGAGGAGGAGGAUGGGAAGCACCGAUGCUGCUCCAUACAGGCUUCCGUGGUUGAACCUACCAGUCGUUCUUUUGCCUUUUCCGAUGCUCGUUUAACGUUAAUGCUUUGGACCAAAGCUGCACAAAAAGGUAAUUUGUCUCGUGCAGCAGAGCAUGUGGGUACAGUACUAGGUACAAGAAUCACAUCUGUUUGCGUAUAUUUUCUUUCUGGAAGUCCUUCUUUUGUAGAUCACUGCCUGGCGCUGGCACAGGAUCUGCGUAAGCUUUGUCGAACCACUGUGUUCGGAGAGGAUGCAAAGGUGAAUCCUCAGGCCUGUCUAGAAAAUGCAAGGGCAUGGUCUCUCUUCUUGAACGAGUUCUGCCAUUUUGCGCCCCAGUCGGAGGGUCCCUACUUGAUCAACCUAAACCCCCAGCUUGCGGUGGGGGAGAAGCUGGCCCACGCCAUUUCACACGGUAUUAGCUACAUCGUGGCGGAAAAAAGCAAUGCGGGCUGUACUGACAUUGUUGUAUUUCCCUUGAGUGCGUCAGAAAAAUGUUUUGGUCAACGAAGCAUUUACUCCCCCCAUUGCCGCGUCAAGUAUGAGGACAGCACCGUUUCCCUCCGCCCAGAAUGCGGCAUGACGUAUGUGAAUGGUGUAUUGUUGUCAUCGGAGAUUGUCCUGCGGCAUAACGAUCGGAUAGUGCUGGGGAAUGAGGUAAUAUUUCGUUUUGUUAUGGUGUCAGCAACCCCGCCGGUGACGACCGGGUCGCGGAUAUUAGACUGGGAAAUGUCCUGCCAGGAGUUUGACUCCGUGACCUCAACCACGAUUCAGCAGGCACAUCAUAGCCAACUCGAGAGUGAAGUAAGACAGUUGAAAGAAUACAGUGAACGGCUGCGGCUGCGGCUUGAGCGUGACGCCAACGAAAGGGCUUGGCUGAUCCUUAACAACCCACCCUGCGAAUACACCGCGUCAUUUGUGUGGCAGCUGGGGUGGAUGGGCUUCGGCGACGCCGUCACCCUUGGCCCUGCGGGGGACAUUGCUCUCCCCUUUUUGCCCACCACCGGCGUGCUGACGCGGACGGCGUUUGGCUUUUCGUACCAGGCCGAUUCCGUAACGCUGAAUUUGGCACACUGCGGUUGCUUCAGCAAUGGCGGCAGCAAUUUUUCUCUUUGUAUUGUGGCUGACAAUUCCGUCGAGAAGAAUUUUUCGAAGGAGGAGGCCGAUGAGAUGCGGGAGCUGCUGCCUUAUUCCGAAAACGAUGUCAGAGAGCUUCGUAAUGGUCUUUUUGAGCUUCAAUGGUCCAUUGCCUUUUUGUUUGAUUUUGCGUUUCCGACGGAGGCUUCAGGCGACGGGGGCCCUCAUGGCGACCCGCACCAGGCAAGGCGUCUCCAAAUGGGCAGCGACGCCAUAUUGACCGGCGCGAAACUUGACCUCGGAGGUGUCACGGCCUUCACGCGGAGGAUGACGGAGGCCGUCCGCAUGAUUGCGCAUCAAAUGGCGUAUUCGGUGGGCAACAAUAACGAGGUGUCGCCCAGGGAACGGGAUGCUAACGGCCGGUGCGGUGGCGGUUUUGCCGCAGAGGAGCUGUUAAAUAGGCUUAACACGGAGACGAAACUCACCCACGAGUUGCUUCUUCAAGUGCAUCAAUCUGUGGGGAGGGCUCUUAUUGAAGGCGGCGGCGACAGGAGGCGAAAUCAAACGCAGGGCAACUCUCACUUAGUGACUAGGAAAUUGGAGGACCCCGUUUGUAUUGAGGUGCGAAAACGCGUUGGGAGACUGAAAGCGCAGUGUUUCAUUGCGUCUUCCAUCGUGGUGCGUCGAAUUAGCGUAUUGAUGGAUUUGCUUUCCUCAACUUCCAACCCCAAGACACUGUUGGAGCGGUACAUCAGGACCCUGCGGCGCAUGGUGAAAUCUCACUUGGAUUUUACAAAACUUCCUGUGUCUGAAAAGCAGAGUUUGGCUCUGGCCCUUGUGGAUGUGAUGCUUGCCUUGGACUACAACGUACAAAAUGGCCAUCUUUCUGCCAGCGAAGAGGGGGAACUGGAAAAGCAUUUAGAGUUGUGGGAGUCCGUCGGAGAGGCCUCUUUGGAGGUGUUCAGACCCGUUGCAAAAGAAAGACAUGCUCCCUCUGCAGUGCGUGCUGCCACGGCUCAACGGAAGAUCACCCCUAUCCGUCGUUUUGCCUCUCCUGCCGCACGAGCUGCGCCGAAGAGGCCUCCUUCUCGGCCAGUGACCCCAUCUCGGCCUAAUGUUGUGACCAGCGUCAGUCCUAGGGCCAGAAAGCCAGUCUCCGCCGUGUCCAUGGAGCUGAACAAGCGGACGACAUUGGUUGCCAAGUCGCCUUGUGCGCGGAAAAGUGCCACACCUACCGGAAGGUCUGUGCGUUUAUUGGGGAAGCCUGCUAAGGUGAAAAGUACCCCCGUUUCUCCGAGGGUUGCCACACAUGGAGGGAUGCACCUUAAACCGGGUAUCAGCGGCACCACCGGAACUACUUACCACGCACUGGGAAAUGCAUCGGGAGUUAACGCAACGAGGAGCCCCGUUCGAAGCCAAGCACGGGCCACUUCUCCCAAAUCCCCCUGGUUACGGGGUCCAUUAGCGACGACGGCUGUCUCUAGAAUGAAGUUGUCACAGGGCGGAUAA
Trypanosoma conorhini is the source of this 2949-nucleotide messenger RNA. RefSeq lists its product as uncharacterized. The transcript has a single exon. The coding region runs from base 1 to 2949 and encodes 982 amino acids. The record is from RefSeq and is a predicted model, not a curated record. Lineage: Eukaryota; Euglenozoa; Kinetoplastea; Trypanosomatida; Trypanosomatidae. Gene Ontology annotation, molecular function: protein binding.